Molecule: messenger RNA, 2591 nt
Organism: Telopea speciosissima
Lineage: Eukaryota; Viridiplantae; Streptophyta; Magnoliopsida; Proteales; Proteaceae
Product: 6-phosphofructo-2-kinase/fructose-2,6-bisphosphatase-like
Exons: 23
Coding region: 56-2323 (755 amino acids)
Biological process (GO): fructose metabolic process; fructose 2,6-bisphosphate metabolic process
Cellular component (GO): cytosol
Molecular function (GO): ATP binding; fructose-2,6-bisphosphate 2-phosphatase activity; starch binding
Source: RefSeq, a predicted model, not a curated record
GAAGCCUAAGGCAACUGAAAUUUUGAAGCAGAGUUUUCAAGAGACGGAUUGACUAAUGGGGACAGGAGCUUCAAAGAACCCCGGUAGCUUUCAUGGCAGCGAAGAGCGAGAAGACAAUCUGGACCAUGCUGGUGGACAGCUCUACGUCUCCUUGAAAAUGGAGAAUUACAAACUCAAGAAUGAUCUUAUCCCUCAUGUUUACGGUUCAGUCCCUCUCGUUGGUUCUUGGGAUUCUUCUAAACCUCUCUCAAUGGAGCGAGAGUCGACCUCAAUGUGGGAAUUAAGUUUCGUUGUUCCUCCAAACCAUGAGACUCUGGAUUUCAAGUUUCUUUUGAAGCCAAAGUACAGUAAUGCGCCUUGUAUUGUUGAGGAGGGCCCACACCGUCUCCUAGCCGGGGGUACCUUGCAAGGAGAUGCCAGGGAGGCUCUGUUCAGGCUCAAUGGGGAUGAGGUGCUCGAAUAUCGGGUCUUUAUCAAAGCUGACAGGGUUUCUCCUUUCGAUCUUGCGGCUAGUUGGAGAGCUUAUCAGGAGAAUCUUCAGCCUUCCACUGUUCGUGGAAUUCCAGAUAUUAGCAUCAAUGCAGCACCAGAGACAGGUGUUGAGAAUGGUUCCACAGCAAGUUUAGAGCUUGAUCUGGAACAUUAUGUUGUUCCAGCUCCAGUGACUUCUGCAACCUCAGGCCUGGUUUAUGCAGCUAACAUGACAGAGACUCCAAGAUCACUGACUCGUUCUGGGAUCUUUUCUAACAGUGAUGGCUCAAGCAGUGUUUCACACUCAAAUAGGGCUGGUAGUGUUUCAGUUGAUCAACCUGCUACUAAAAAGGAAAUGGAAGUCAUUGUUCCAGAUCCUUCCAAAUUUUAUUCUUCGUCUGGUAUGGUUGAGUCAAAGUCAGUAGGAACGUUUUCACCCAUGCAAAAGCAGGAGGGUCACAGGGGCCUCUUUGUGGAUAGGGGUGUGGGAUCUCCAAGACUAGUUAAAUCAGCUAGUCAAGCUACUUUCACUAUGAAUCUGAACCUGGAUUCCGAAACCAAGAAUGCAAUGCCAGCAGCUGCUGGAGCUGUUGCAGCUGGAGCUAUUGCUGAUCAGAUGCUUGGACCUAAGGAGGAUAGACAUCUGGCAAUUGUUCUGGUUGGAUUACCAGCCCGAGGCAAGACCUUUACUGCUGCAAAACUUACAAGAUAUCUCCGCUGGUUGGGUCAUGAUACUAAACACUUUAAUGUUGGGAAGUAUCGUCGCCUCAAGCAUGGAAUAAAUCAGUCUGCUGAUUUUUUUCGAGCUGACAAUGCAGAAGGCAUAGAGGCACGCAAUGAGGUAGCAGCUUUGGCAAUGGAAGAUAUGAUAUCCUGGAUGCAGGAAGGUGGCCAGGUUGGAAUAUUUGAUGCCACAAACAGUAGCAAGGCACGGAGGAAUAUGCUAAUGAAGAUGGCUGAAGGGAAAUGCAAGAUUAUAUUUUUGGAGACAAUAUGCAACGAUGAGCGCAUCAUUGAAAGAAAUAUACGCCUUAAAAUUCAACAAAGUCCUGACUAUGCUGAAGAGCCUGAUUUUGAAGCUGGACUGCGAGACUUCAAAGCACGACUGGAAAAUUAUGAGAAGGUUUAUGAACCAGUGGAAGAAGGGUCAUACAUCAAGAUGAUUGAUAUGGCUAGUGGACAAGGUGGUCAGAUACAAGUGAACAAUAUUAGCGGCUAUCUUCCAGGAAGAAUUGUCUUUUUCUUGGUAAAUACACAUCUCACACCCCGCCCAAUAUUGCUUACUAGACAUGGAGAGAGUCGGGAUAAUGUCAGAGGUAGAAUUGGGGGCGAUAAUAUUUUGAGUGAAGCCGGAGAAAUUUAUGCAAAAAAACUGGCCAACUUUGUGGAAAAGCGACUCAAAUCUGAAAGGGCUGCUUCUAUAUGGACUAGCACACUGCAAAGAACAAUCUUGACUGCAAGUCCAAUUGUUGGAUUCCCCAAGAUCCAAUGGCGUGCACUUGAGGAGAUUAAUGCUGGAGUAUGUGAUGGAAUGACAUAUGAAGAGAUAAAGAAAAAUAUGCCAGAGGAGUACGAGUCACGUAAGAAGGACAAGCUGAGGUAUCGGUAUCCUCGUGGGGAAUCUUACCUUGAUGUUAUCCAAAGGUUAGAGCCUGUAAUUAUUGAGCUUGAACGACAACGUGCACCUGUUGUAGUGAUUUCUCACCAGGCUGUUUUGAGAGCAUUAUAUGCAUACUUUGCUGACCGGCCGUUGAAAGAAAUUCCGCACAUUGAGGUGCCGCUUCACACCAUAAUCGAGAUUAAAAUGGGAGUUACUGGUGUCCAAGAGAAAAGAUACAAACUUAUGGACUGAGUUUAUUCCAAGUUGUCUCCUUUUGUAACAUAACUACCCGAUGACCACGAAGCCUAAAAGAGGCAAUACCAUAGCAAUUCUCUAUUCAUUUAAUCUUACAUUUAUUGACUGGAAGAUGUAAGACACAGGGAAUGAAUGCAAUUCACUGGAUUCACAGCUACCAUUGAUUUGUAAUGGCCUUAUUUUGUUCAUCCAAGAGCAUUUAAACUGCUGUUCAAAUGGUAACAUUUUCCUAAUUUGAAAGUGAAAGGUAAAAAGUAAUCCAAAA